Messenger RNA from Pseudoliparis swirei, 4953 nucleotides. RefSeq names its product solute carrier family 41 member 2b (gene slc41a2b). The transcript has 10 exons. Gene Ontology annotation, cellular component: plasma membrane. The record is from RefSeq and is a predicted model, not a curated record. The coding region runs from base 1418 to 3139 and encodes 573 amino acids. Gene Ontology annotation, molecular function: monoatomic cation transmembrane transporter activity. Lineage: Eukaryota; Metazoa; Chordata; Actinopteri; Perciformes; Liparidae. Gene Ontology annotation, biological process: monoatomic cation transport.
ACGUUGACGACCAGAAUAAGUAGUUUGCUAUUUUUACUUUUACUAGCUACUGUUGACCGCCGCUGUCUCCCGGUUAAUACAGACAUGAGUCGGGGAGUCGCGCUUCCUUCUGUUUUGGUUUGGCUAGCUCACAUAGCACCGUGUUAGCUAGCAUACACGAGCAUUUCUUGCGUUCAAUUAUAUUUCCGGUUUUAUAAAUAUUGUCAUACAGUUGCCGCCAUAUCGCGUUAAACGUAGAGAAGCUCCCGAUAGCGAGACAUACAGGUAAUAUGUAAAAGGUCUCAAGACUGCAUAUGAAAAGGUACAAACUAAAUACUCGGGACCGCAUCAUCACGGACAGACCAACCGACACAACCAAUUUAAAUGCUACUUUGCUUGUUUUCAUGGCAUAUUUGCUGCUCUCUGAAACAGAUACUACAAGAUGUAUCACUUAUUUCAAAACGCAUUAUUUUGUUUCUUCUACUAUAAACUCUUUUCGGUACUGAUGGUGAUGAACAUUACUGUUCUGAUGUUUUUAAUUAUUAUUAUUAUCUUUAUUUAAAAAGGGACCAUGUACAGUUAAAACAUUAAUGUCACCAUUUGAUGCCCUCUACCAGAUUGUAGCUACAGCUAAUUUGCAUCUGUAGUCUCUUGACAGACUAUAGUAAACAUAAAACAAUAACAAACAUAAAACAAUAAUAACAAACAAUACAAUAACAAACAGUACAGGAUCAGACACACUACAACAGUAUAUGUGGUAAGAACAACUCACAAUACACACAAUGCGAAGCUACAGUACAGCACAUUAAAAGUAAGUAAUACAUACUAUUAAAAGUAACUAAUACGAGACAUAAUAAUUUUGCUGAAUGAGUACAGUGCUGACCAGCUUUCAACUGAUUUUUUACACUCUCCACCUUCACAACAUCCAGAGAGAUGCACUCUGGUGAGCAGGUGUGAGAUGUGGAAAGACGAUCAGGAGACAAACAACAUAUCUUAAAAAUGUAUUUCUUUUUUAAAGAUACAAAUAUCCUGUAGCUACUCUUUUAAUUUAAACUCCUGAUGUUGGUGUAGAAGUUGCAUGUACUUCUUUACUGCUGCUCUGUAAUCCACAUGAAAACAGCUGCUCAACAUUUAGAGCUCGCCUAUCUGAUUACUGAAUAAUAUGUUUUUUGUUCCACUCCCCAAGGAGUGAUGCAGCUGUUCUAUCUCGGCGUAAUAUCAUCUUAAACAUUGCCUCAUGCCGCAUUUCCAUGUUCUCUACUAUACUCCCUCUGUCUUUGUGUAUUUCCCUCAAGGCCUCUCCGUCUCUAAAGCCAUUUUCCAACAUGGAUGGUGCACCUGAGCCCGUCUGAACCCCUUGAACAGUCUGUCGUGUUUUUUUUACACUGCUCUCACGCUGGUUGACAGAAGAUGAGAUGCUGCGGCCUCGUGCCACACCAUGAGUGUCCAGAGUCUGAGAGGAGCCAUCGGGGAUUCCCUGGGCUCUAGCCUGACGGUGCGUAUGAGCGGAGCAGGCGGAGGAUGGAGUGCUCUCUCUCUGACACCUGUUUCCUCCGGGCGGAUCGCUUCUCUAUUCCAGACCAUGGUUCCUACCGGUUACACCAAGCUGCAGGAGGAGAGGCUGUCCAUGGUGGACCUCGGAGCCAAACCAGAGGCCGCCUCGCUCCAGAAAGGCUACAGAGCAGAGACGUCGCUCGUGGAAAGCCGACGGCUCCUGGACCGGGACUCUCGCUCCUCUGUGACUUUGUCCGACUGUGGGGAUGGAGGCUACUCCGAAACGGAGCCCAUGCUGGCCGAGAGGAGACUCUCCGCGGAGGACGCAGAUGAGGAGAAGGAGGAGGAGGAGGACGUGGACGAGGAGGAAGGGCCCCGAUCGGCCGUGCAGAACAUGCCGAAGGAGUCGCUGUUGGCCAUGGCGCUGCAGAUCUUGCUGCCUUUCUUGCUGGCUGGAUUUGGAACUGUAUCAGCGGGAAUGGUGCUGGAUAUUGUGCAGCACUGGGAUGCGUUCCGGUACAUCACGGAGAUCUUUAUUCUGGUUCCUGCUCUGCUCGGCCUCAAGGGAAACCUGGAGAUGACUCUGGCCUCCAGGCUGUCCACAGCGGUGAAUGUGGGCAAGAUGGAUUCCCCCAUCGAGAAGUGGAAUCUAAUCAUCGGCAACCUGGCGCUGAAGCAGGUCCAGGCCACCGUGGUGGGCUUCCUGGCCGCCGUGGCCGCCGUGGUUCUCGGUUGGAUCCCGGAAGGGAAGUUCCAGAUGAGCCACGCGAUGCUGCUCUGCUCCAGCAGCGUGGCCACGGCCUUCAUAGCCUCCAUGCUGCAGGGUUUCAUCAUGGUGGGUGUCAUCGUGGGUUCCAAGAAGACGGGCAUCAACCCAGACAAUGUAGCCACACCCAUCGCCGCCAGUUUUGGUGACCUCAUAACCCUGGCGAUCCUGGCCUGGAUAAGCCAAGGCCUCUACAAGUGCCUGGAUACCUACCCGUACGUGUCGUUGCUGGUCUGCGCCUUCUUCAUGAGUCUGACUCCUCUGUGGAUCGUCAUCUCCUCCAAGCACCCGGCCAGCCGCACGCUGCUGUACUCCGGAUGGGAGCCGGUCAUCACGGCCAUGGUCAUCAGCAGCAUCGGGGGGCUCAUUCUGGACAAAACGGUGUCUGACCCAAAUCUGGCUGGCAUCGUGGUGUACACGCCGGUUAUCAACGGCAUCGGGGGAAACCUGGUGGCGAUCCAGGCCAGCAGGUUCUCCACCCACCUGCAUUUCCACUGCGCUCCCGGGGAGGUUCCCGACGAGGCCAAGGGCUGCUACUACCCCUGCCGCACAUUCUGGGGUAAAGGAGCCAAUCAUCGCUCUGCUCAGGUGCUCAUCCUUUUGGUGAUCCCCGGUCACCUGAUCUUCCUCUACACCAUCCACCUGAUGAAGAGAGGACACACCACCCUGACCCCCAUCUUCAUGUCCGUGUACCUGGCUGCUGCCAUGCUGCAGGUGUUGCUGCUGCUGUGCAUCGCAGACUGGAUGGUGCACUCCAUGUGGCGGAGCGGCAAGGACCCCGACAGCUUCGCCAUCCCUUACCUGACGGCGCUGGGCGACCUGCUUGGCACCGCCCUGCUGGCGUUCAGCUUCCACUUCCUGUGGGUCAUCGGAGACCAGGACAGCGACGUGGGCGACUGAGGCAUCGUGGGAGCGCUUCACUGAAACCACAUUAGGGUUUUGGGGAACUUCUUUCUGAUCGUUUUUUUACUUUUUUUUAUAUGAUACACAAAAUACAUAAUAUUCCAUAAGUUUAGACUGUUCUCUGUUCAUAUUUCGAGCACUUGCAGAGGAGCAGGGAACCUCGCUGCUGCUGCCGAGGUGGUUCACUCUGCCCGCCAGGCGUCAGUCGGAGAACUGCUCCUUAAAAACAUCUCUUUUGUUGGAGUAUGUAUUUUUGGGGCUUUACCUUUUUUUUUGGGAUGUACUUGAGUUUUGUGCCAGGCUAAAUUAAUUCCAGUCUAAUUCUAUAGCGCUCUCUGCUGAAUUUAAAUGAUUUCUUCUGCAGUGAAUGAUGCUGACAGAGUAAGGACAUGGACAGAAUUACUAAAAAGGCUCACAAUUAAACUAAUGGAUAAUGUGUAACGCUCUUUAAGGUACCUUAGCCGUUGAGAUUUGACCCUUCACUAAACCACUCGUCCAAUCAGUGCUUGGCAACCGCCCCUGGACGUGUCAGGUCUGUGUGUUUACGAGUAAUAACUCAGUCUGGGUUGUUAUAACCUGCAGCGGUACUUUGCUCUGUGGGGUUACAAAUAACAUCUUAAAAAAGCCCCGUUCACGGCGACCACGUCCACUUUUAUAGUUGAUCUGAUGAAGUUGAGUCCAGAAGCCAUGGUCCAUCGCUCAAAGGUCAUCCUCAAGGUCAACCUUAACAGUGACAGUUACAGGUCGUCAGCUUCUAUAUGAAUACAACUGAUCUUUGUCAUGCAAACCAACUGGUUUAACACUGCAAUACAAGGACGAUGCAUUUAUUUUUUUAGUGUUGGUGUCUUUUAGGCUAAUCGUGGCCUAAAAGACACAGGCACUAGUUUGGAGAGAGAAGGGAAUGAGCUUCAAGUCAAACUGACCUGGGACCUGCAGCUCUGUGGCUCAUCAUGUGACAUCAGUAUUGCAGCCGAGCAUCGAGUACACAGCCAUCAUGUCAUCAGAUAGCUGAGAGCAACUCGAGAAUUUUACGUUGGCUAAAUUAGCUCAUUGAAUGUCAGUUGGCCGAAUUGUCAACAGAAGGUAAGAGGAGGCGGGUUUAGUGAACGGUCAACCAAUCCACGGAUGAACUCGUGUCUCUUUCCAUCUUUCCAGCCUCCUGAUGUUGUGUCGAUAUCCACAAAGCAUGAACUCUUCUCUCUGUGAUGUCAUUCAUGUCCUUCCUUUUGUCUGCCGCCCUCCGUUGUGCACAACGAGCGGCACAGAGACACCCCACGCUAAUCAAUACAACAACGUAUGCAUAGCAUCUACACUCGUCCAAUCAGCUGUCUUCUCAUUAGGUUAUGGUCACUUUUCAUAGUUCUGUGUUUCAAAGGGUCCAGAUGAAGAUUGUUCAAUGUGUGUCUCUGACUCCGGAGAAAUUAUAUCUGUCUUCCCUAAAUCCGACUUCCUCCUUUAAUCUCAGCAGCAUAUUGUGUGAGCGUGUGCACGUGAGCGUGUGCACGUGAACGACCGAUCAACUCCAACAUGUGCCUCUUGAGAUUCACUGGUCCACAAGGUAUUUCUCUCUCCGUCACGCUAUUAAUGCAGUUUUUUCUUUCUACCGCAUUGUGAUGAUGAGAAAUUGAUUCCUUUUGUACUUUUAGUUGUACGACGACUAUUGUAUUAUUGAGGAGUGACACCAUUUGAAUUGCUGGCAUGAAACUAUUAGAGAUCAUAAGUUGUCAUAUUAUAGAGGGUGACGUACAUUUGCUAUGAAUGCCUUUAUUUGUGUUCGUCGGUCUCAAUAAAUAAAUGUCCUUCUGAUGAAA